CCCAUCACGGGUCCCACUUUGGUCUAAUUUAAUAAAGCUCCUGAAAUACUCUGUACAGUAGAUCCCACUGGACUCAGACUGCAAGUAGGCAGCCCUUCUGACGUUGAGAGAGGAGGACUCUCCGAGGAGAUCUGAGUCAAAAUGUCUGAGCGCUAUGAUUGCACGGAGUGCAAGGACUCCUUAUACGGGCAGAAGUACAUCCUGAGGGAGGACCAUCCUUACUGCAUCAAGUGCUAUGAGGCGCUUUUCUCCAGCAACUGUGAAAUGUGCAAGAAGCUCAUUAGCUGCACCAGCAAGGAUCUAUCCUUCAAGGACUGUCACUGGCACAGUGAAUGCUUUCUCUGCAACAAGUGCAACCGAUCCCUUGUCGACAAGCCAUUUGCAACCAAGAAUGACCUUCUGAUGUGCACCGACUGCUAUUGUGUUGAGUAUUCCUCCAAGUGCCAUGCAUGCCUGAAGACCAUCAUGCCAGGCACCAAGAAGAUGGAGCAUAAGGGCACCAGUUGGCACGAGAAAUGUUUCACCUGCAAAUCCUGCCAGCAGCCCAUUGGCACCAAGAGCUUUGUCAAGAAGGAUGGCAACAACUACUGCCUGGCCUGCUAUGAGAAACUGUUUGCCCUGCAGUGUGUCCACUGCAAGAAGCCCAUAACAACUGGAGGGGUGAGCUACCAUGACCAGCCCUGGCAUAAGGAAUGCUUCGUUUGCACAGGCUGCAAAAUGCAGCUCGCCGGCCAGAGAUUCACUUCUCGAGAUGACUUAACCUACUGCCUUGAGUGCUUCUGCAACCUGUUUGCGAAGAAAUGUGCCUACUGCACCACCCCAAUCAGUGGUCUCGGGGGCAGCAAGUACAUCUCAUUUGAGGCUCGCCAGUGGCACAACGACUGCUUCAACUGCCAAAAGUGCAACGUGUCUCUGGUCGGUCGAGGCUUCCUGACGUUCAAAGAGGACAUAAUCUGUCCUGCCUGUGGUAAAGACCUCUGAGGGAUCUCCAACACCAUGGAAAGGAUUAAAGAGUCAAAUCAGUUCGACUGCCAGUCGACACACCUCUGCAGCAUGUUCAAGCUGUGACAACUGCUGCAUUAUUUUAAAUUUUUUUGCAAACAUUAACCUGCAUGCUGUCUUUGGAUUUGAAUAAUAAACUGGAAAAAAUAUUUUAAUCAAAGGUUUGUCUUGAAGAGCUCUGUGACAAAUGUAAAUGUUAGCCUGAAGUGCAAGUGAUUGUGGCCUAAUUUAUAUGUUAAACCAUAUAAUAACAUUUUAAAAAAAAUAAUAUAUAGCCAUUUCAUAUACAUAUAUAUUAUUGUGUGUGUCUUAUUGUAUAGUUGUGUGUUGUGGUGUGAUUUUGUUUUUUCAAUCAAGCAAUCAAUCAAUCAAUCAAUCAAUCAAUCAAUCAAUCAUAUACAUUGUCAUACUAAUACAAAAAAAAUAUAUGUUUCAUCUGUAAGUAUUGCAAGAUUUCAGUCAAAUUCAAAAUCCUUUCGUCGAUCAUUUGUGUACCAAAGAAAGCAUUGUUUUUAUAUGUUUAGAUUCAUCUAUAUUCUUAAAGUGGUUUUUACUUUUUCUUUGUGAACCAUCGGUUCUGUUUUUGCAUACUGAUCAAUCUUGGUAUUUCUCCAUUGUAUAACGUUUUGACUGUCAUGCCAUCUGUUUUAACUGCUAACAUUGUUUCAGUGCGUUUUGUGUUCCAUGUUUGCUCUUGUCUCAUAAUUUCAUCUGAGUAAGCAGAAUAUUUUAGAAUGAAUAAAAGCAUUAAUUUGUCAAAGUAACAUGACA
Molecule: messenger RNA, 1773 nt
Organism: Fundulus heteroclitus (mummichog)
Lineage: Eukaryota; Metazoa; Chordata; Actinopteri; Cyprinodontiformes; Fundulidae
Product: four and a half LIM domains protein 2
Exons: 6
Coding region: 142-981 (279 amino acids)
Cellular component (GO): nucleus; Z disc
Molecular function (GO): transcription coregulator activity
Source: RefSeq, a predicted model, not a curated record